Molecule: messenger RNA, 1337 nt
Organism: Hermetia illucens (black soldier fly)
Lineage: Eukaryota; Metazoa; Arthropoda; Insecta; Diptera; Stratiomyidae
Product: zinc finger protein 628
Exons: 5
Coding region: 128-1315 (395 amino acids)
Biological process (GO): regulation of DNA-templated transcription
Cellular component (GO): nucleus
Molecular function (GO): DNA-binding transcription factor activity, RNA polymerase II-specific; RNA polymerase II cis-regulatory region sequence-specific DNA binding; zinc ion binding
Source: RefSeq, a predicted model, not a curated record
UUUGUUUUUGUUUGUGUCUUUAUCCUAUUGCGUGCUUUUUCGUUAACUUUGUGAAUAGCGAGUGAUUUUCAAGAAUUCUUCAGUUUACUGACUGAAAAUAUUCUACUCCACUAGUUUUUCUGAUAAAAUGGAUUACAAUAUUCAUAAAAUAUGCAGAGUGUGCUUGGAAGAAGGCGCUGUGACUUCAAUUUUCAGCACUGAGUUUGCUAUGAUGCCUUCUACAAUGCUAAUGCUAGUGUCAAAAGUCAGGAUUUAUAAAAUGGAUGGAUUGCCAUCAGUUAUUUGUAAUAAUUGCAUUUAUCGCUUGGGAGCUGCAUAUCAUUUUAAGCAAGAAUGUGAAAAUUCCGAUAUUCGACUCAGGCAGUAUCUUGGGGUAUUGGAUCGGGGAUUUGGAUAUUGCGAUGCCGAGACCAUGACAGAUCCUUAUUUAAGCGAACCAUCGAAGAAAAUUUUCGAUGAUGACGACGAUGAAGAUGAAGACGAUAAGAAAGUUAAACUGAAGAAAAGUAAGCGGAGAAGCCGAUACAAACGAAAGCUGCCCGAAGAACACAAGAAACGAGGUCCAAAACCUGCCCCUAAAGUAUCUCAAACGUGCUAUCAUUGCAAUAAGACCUUCAAAUGUACUGCGCAGCUUCAAAUGCAUAUAAGAACCCACACUGGUGAACGUCCCUACGCCUGCAAUUAUUGUCCACGACGCUUUGCUCAAAAAUAUAAUCUUCUCGUCCAUACCCGCACACACACUGGCGAGCGGCCAUUUCAAUGUGAAAUUUGUAGCAAACAAUUCUCAACAUUAGGAAACUUCCACGCACAUCAAAAAAUUCACACAGGUGUUCGCGAUCAAAUUUGUCCUGUUUGCAAUAAAGCAUUCUACAGUUCCGGAGAUUUAGCAAAACACAUGGUGACUCAUACUGGCAUAAAAAACCACGUCUGCGACGUGUGUGGCAAGGCGUUUAGUCGCAAUAGGGACAUGGUGGCGCAUAAGAAAAAAAUCCACUUGAAUGAUCGAUCAUCGGAGAAUUUCAAAUGUCCGGAGUGCUAUAAGGUUUUCGCAACUUCUAGUAAUUUAAGCGCACACUUUCGAACGCACGGUGGCGGCUUGUUAAUGCAACCCACAUUGCAGCCACCAACGGUUCCAGCUCCAGUUGCACCUACAGCGAUUGGUGGAAGUUUGAGUGGGAGCUUGGGUCCGUCGACUUUGGGUGUUGGAAUUGGGCUACCACCACCUCCGCCACCAUCUGCAACGGGCCUGGGAAUGAUAUCACAUUCGCAAAGUACGCUGGGCAUGAUGCAUCCUCAGAGAAUUCAUCCGUAUUAAAAAUAUAAAGAUAAAACCGUAA